AUGAUAUAAUAGAUUAAAACAUAUAACAAAUUAAAAGAAUUUUUAAACUCUUCACUUUUAUCUCAUUAGUUUCUCCUAAUUGAUCUGAGUGGAAAUUAAAUUGGUGAUGAAGGUACAUUAGGCUUAGGUUCUGCUUUAGCAAAGUGCAUCAAUCUCUCAAAUUUGACACUUGAUCUUAGUUGGAAUAAAAUUGGUGAUGAAGGUACAUCAUGCUUAGGUUCUGCUUUAAUAAAUUGCAUUUAUCUCUCAAAUUUGACACUUUAUCUUCGUCAAAAUUAAAUUGGUGCAAUGGGUACAUCAGGCUUAGGUUCUGCUUUAGCAAAGUGCAUUAAUCUCUCAAAUUUGACACUUGGUUUUAGUUGGAAUAAAAUUGGUGCAAUGGGUACAUCAGGCUUAGGUUCUGCUUUAGCAAAGUGCAUUAAUCUCUCAAAUUUGACACUUGAUCUUGGUUGGAAUAAAAUUGGUGAUGAAGGUACAUCAUGCUUAGGUUCUGCUUUAAUAAAUUGCAUUUAUCUCUCAAAUUUGACACUUUAUCUUCGUCACAAUUAAAUUGGUGCAAUGGGUGCAUCAGGAUUAGGUUCAGCUUUAGCAAUGUGCAUUAAUUUCUCAAAUUUGACACUUGAUCUUAGUUCUAAUUAAAUUGGUGAUGAAGGUACAUCAGGCUUAGGUUCUGCUUUAGCAAAGUGCAUUAAUCUCUCAAAUUUGACACUUGGUCUUAUUGGAAAUUAAAUUGGUGAUAAAAAUACAUCAGGCUUAGGUUCUGCUUUAGCAAAGUGCAUUAAUCUCUCAAAUUUGACACUUGAUCUUUGUUCUAAUUAAAUUGGUGAUGAAGGUACAUCAGGCUUAGGUUCUGCUUUAGCAAAGUGCAUUAAUCUCUCAAAUUUGACACUUGAUCUUAGUUAGAAUAAAAUUGGUGAUGAAGGUACAUCAGGCUUAGGUUCUGCUUUAGCAAAGUGCAUUAAUCUCUCAAAUUUGACACUUGUUCUUCGUCAAAAUUAAAUUGGUGCAAUGGGUGCAUCAGGCUUAGGUUCUGCUUUAGCAAAGUGCAUUAAUCUCUCAAAUUUGACACUUGAUCUUUAGUAAAAACAGUUUAUUUGUUUUGGAUUGUGA
Molecule: messenger RNA, 1110 nt
Organism: Tetrahymena thermophila SB210
Lineage: Eukaryota; Ciliophora; Oligohymenophorea; Hymenostomatida; Tetrahymenidae
Product: cyclic nucleotide-binding domain protein
Exons: 13
Biological process (GO): activation of GTPase activity; nucleocytoplasmic transport
Cellular component (GO): perinuclear region of cytoplasm; cytosol; nucleus
Molecular function (GO): small GTPase binding; GTPase activator activity
Source: RefSeq, a predicted model, not a curated record